AUGGCACCAGCUAAAAAGAGUCCACUUAGUACAGAGAAAGCCUUAGCAUCAGUACAAUUGUAUAUGCAACAGCAAUACCGACCAUAUUCAAUAAGCGAUAUCCAAUUAAACAUGCACAAUGUUUUGACUAAACUGAAGUUGAUAGCAGUAUUAGACACCUUAGUUGAUAAUCAACAGUUGGUUUGCAAAACAAUCGGAAAGACAUCAUAUUAUGUAUACACAAAGCAAGAGUGUGUUUUGGAUAGCAAACCCAAGAGUGAAACAAGUGAAUGUUUGAACAUAAAAAUUAAAGACUUGAAACAAGAAAUCUGUCAUUUGAAGUCAAAAUUACAAGAAAUUGUUUCUACUCCUACAAAUGAAGAGUUGGACAAUUUAAUAAAAGUACAUACAAAGGAGAUAGAAAAACUAAGUUUGGAGUUGGAACACUCGGCAAGCAAUUUUUCGGUAACUGACGAUCCAAAUGCAUUAAAGAAGUACGUGCUUCAACUAACUAAAGCAAAAAAGGACCGAAUCGCCAUGUUUAAUAACAUUGUUUCGACAAUAAAAGAAAUUACCGGACAAACAGACAUCUUGGAUGCCUGCGGUAUUGAUGAAGACGAGAUGAAAAAGUUCAUUUAA
This is a messenger RNA of Candida dubliniensis CD36, 618 nucleotides long. RefSeq lists its product as uncharacterized. Gene Ontology annotation, molecular function: double-stranded DNA binding; recombinase activator activity. The record is from RefSeq and is a predicted model, not a curated record. Lineage: Eukaryota; Fungi; Ascomycota; Pichiomycetes; Serinales; Debaryomycetaceae. Gene Ontology annotation, biological process: meiotic strand invasion involved in reciprocal meiotic recombination; meiotic joint molecule formation; homologous chromosome pairing at meiosis. The transcript has 4 exons. Bases 1 to 618 code for a protein of 205 amino acids. Gene Ontology annotation, cellular component: condensed nuclear chromosome; DNA recombinase auxiliary factor complex.